AUGGAGUUUUUGCGCCGUCUCAGUAAACGCCACCAGGAGCUGAAGCAGAAGAUCCACAGCACGCGCAUCCCCUUGUCCAAUAAUGGACAGCGCGUAAUGGCACUCGUUUAUUUCACAGCUCCUAUUAUUGGCGGCUAUUAUGUCAUGAAGUGGGCAGAGCGUCGAGCCGACGCUAAUUUUCAGCGUGAGGAGAUGGAAAUUCGUCGAGCUGCUGGAAGUAACGCCAAGUAUGUCGCACAACAGAACCAGCAACUGAAAAAGAUGCUACAUGACAAGCAAUAG
Peronospora farinosa is the source of this 282-nucleotide messenger RNA. The record is from the annotation of a GenBank genome assembly. NCBI's taxonomy places the organism in Eukaryota, Oomycota, Peronosporomycetes, Peronosporales, Peronosporaceae.